Lagenorhynchus albirostris (white-beaked dolphin) is the source of this 2826-nucleotide messenger RNA. RefSeq names its product taste 1 receptor member 2 (gene TAS1R2). The record is from RefSeq and is a predicted model, not a curated record. Gene Ontology annotation, biological process: G protein-coupled receptor signaling pathway; sensory perception of sweet taste. Gene Ontology annotation, molecular function: G protein-coupled receptor activity; sweet taste receptor activity. Gene Ontology annotation, cellular component: membrane; sweet taste receptor complex. NCBI's taxonomy places the organism in Eukaryota, Metazoa, Chordata, Mammalia, Artiodactyla, Delphinidae.
AUGGGAGCCCAGGGCAGGGUGGUCUGCUCCCUGAUCUUCCUGCUGCGGGCCCUGGCUGAGCUGACUGAAAAUUCGGAGUUCUACUUGCUUGAGGAUUACCUCCUGGGUGGCCUCUUCACCCUCCAUGCCAACGUGAAGGGCACUGUCCACCUCAACUACCUGCAGGUGCCCAAGUGCAAUGAGUACGAGAUGAAGGUGCUGGGCUACAACCUCAUGCAGGCCAUGCGCUUUGCGGCGGAGGAAAUCAACAAUGACAGCAGCCUGCUGCCCAGUGUGCUGCUGGGCUACGAGAUGGUGGACACCCGCUACAUGUCCAACAACAUCCAUCCUGUGCUCUACUUCCUGUCACAGGACGACAAUUUCCUGCCCAUCCAGGAAGACUACAGCCACUACAUACCCCGCAUGGUGGCCAUCACCGGCCCUGACACCUCCGAGUCCCCUGUGACCGUGGCCCACUUCCUCUCCCUCUUUCUCCUUCCACAGAUCACCUACGGUACCAUCAAUGACCAGCUGCAUUUCCCAGCAGUGCUGCGCAUGGCGCCAGGUGUGCAUCAGCAAAUGGAGGCCAUGGUGCCGCUGAUGCGCCACUUCCGCUGGAAUUGGAUCCUUGUGUUGACAAGCAGCGACGACUAUGGCCGCGGCAGCAGCCAGCUGCUCAGCGAGUGCCUGGCCCACCGUGACAUCUGCAUUGCCUUCCGGGAGACGCUGCCCAGGCCGCAGCCCGACCGGACGAUGACGCAGCAGGAGCGUGAGCGCCUGGAGGCCAUCAUGGGCAAGCUGCAGCAGAGCAUGGCGCGUGUUGUGGCCGUGUCCUCGCCAGACCUGGCCCUGUUCAACUUCUUCCGCGAGGUUCUGCGCCAGAACUCCACGGGCGCAGUGUGGGUCGCCUCCGAACCCUGGGCCAUCGAGCCGGUCCUGCACCACCUCACCCAGCUGCAGCGCACAGGCACCUUCCUGGGCUUCACCACCGGGCAUCACCACCCAGAGCAGAGCGUGCCCAUCCCGGGCUUCAGCGAGUUCCGCAUGCACCGCUCCCAGGUCAGCCGGCCCGCGCUCAACAGGAGCAGCCCGGGGGCCACCUGCAACCAGGAGUGUGACACCUGUAUGGACACCUCUGAGUCCUUCAACACCAUCCUCACCUCUGGCGAACGCGUGGUCUACAGUGUGUACUCCGCCGUCUACGCCGUGGCUCACGCGCUGCAGAGCCUCCUGGGCUGCAACCAGACCGGCUGCCACAAGGAGGUGGUCUACCCUUGGCAGAUCGCUGUGUCUGUGUGUUCCAAGGACUGCCAUCCUGGGCAAAAGAAGAAGCCAGCUGGCAUCCACCCGGGCUGCUUCGAGUGUAUUGACUGCCUCUCUGGCACCUUCCUCAACCGAGCUGCAGGUGAAUUCGACUGCCAGCCCUGCCCAAGUUACGAGUGGUCCCGCAGGAAGGACACCUCCUGCUUCAAGCGGCAGCUGGCCUUCCUUGAAUGGCAUGAGGCACCCACCAUCACUGUGGUCGUGCUGGCUGCCCUGGGCUUCCUCGGCACCCUGGCCGUCUUGAUAAUCUUCUGGAGGCAGUUUCAGACGCCCAUGGUUCGCUCGGCCGGGGGCCUGUGCUUCCUGAUACUGCAGCUGAUGGCAUACAUGGUGGUCCCCGUGUAUGUAGGGCCGCCCAUGGUCUCCACGUGCCUCUGCCUCCAGGCCUUCCUCACGCUCUGCUUCACCGUCUGCAUCUCCUGCAACGUGCGCUCUUUCCAGAUCAUCUGCAUCUUCAAGAUGGCCAGACGCCUCCCACGGGCCUACAGCUUCUGGGUCCGCUACCAUGGGCUCUGUGUCUUCGUGGCAUUCAUCACGGUGCUCAAGACAGUCAUCGUGGGGAGCAGCAUACUGACCGUGACCACCAACCCCACUGCCCGCACUGACCCCGAUGACCCCAAGGUCACGACCCUGUCCUGCAACCCCAGCUACCACCGGGGGCUGCUGAUCAACACCAGCCUGGACCUGCUCGUCUCCGUGCUGGGCUUCGGCUUCGCCCACAUAGGCAAGGAGCUGCCCACCAACUACUACGAGGCCAAGUUCAUCACCUUCUGCAUGACCUUCUACUUCACCUCCUCCGUCUUCCUCUGCACCUUCGUGUCUGUCUACGAGGGGGUGCUGGUCACCACCCUGGGCCUCUUGGUCACUGUGCUCUACCUCCUGGGCAUCACCCUGGGCUACUUCGGCCCCAAGUGCUACAUGAUCCUCUUCUACCUGGAGCGCCACACGCCAGCCUACGUCAACAGCAUGAUUCAGGGCUACACCGUGGGGAGGGGAUAGCACUCCUAUCAUCUGCCCAUUGGGAUGAGGGCCUCAGCGUUGGGAGAUGGAGGCCGGGGGCUUGCUUGUUCAACUCCAGAUGUCUGCAAGGAAGCCACCCCCAACGAUUACCACCAUGCCCUGGUAUCUGAUUUGGCGUUCCUCCGAGGUUCUCUGCAUCCUGGCCAUUUUUACCCACCUAGCGAUGGAUGCCUAGAAACAUUUGCCCUUCGUUCCUUUCCCUCGAGCUGUUUAGCUUGCCAGGCAAUGCCACCCCAUUCUAGAAAAACAAUCCAAGCUGACCUAUUGGUCUCCAAGGACGGAGUCCAGUUUGGCAGCCUACAGCCGCCAUCUGGUGGUCACUGUGGGUACCUGCAGGUUCACGGUGAAGGGACGCCUGCUGGAGGGCUGGGCUGGGGUUGGAGGAUGUGAGCUCAAAUAAUGCUGCCCUGCCUCAUUCACUAGCUGCCCGUGUGUCCGCGUCUCAUCCCCGAGAUUCCCCCAGAGCACGAAUCCCCGGCUUCUCUGUUGUCUCUGAGUACGGCU